GUUUUACACACACACACACACACAGGGUCGUAAGCGUAAAGGUCAGAGGUUGUUCUUUAAUGAGAGUGCCGCUCUGGUUUUCACUCACUCCUGAAUAAAUAAGACAGCGCUCUCAGUUUGCACAAGUACAGAACUGGUGGGGAGCAGUAACUGCCUUAACUCGGGACUGUGCCAGAGACACAGGGAAGAUUAUUGGAAUGGGAGAGGGGAAAUAUACAAACUGCUGGUGCACUUGAAAAAAAAACUUUGGAAAAGUUAUUGUCUCACUCCUUGAAGAGUUCUGGUUUUUUUUCGGUUACUAAUUCUUUUCUUUGUCCGAGCAACAAAUAUUUAAAAUUUGUUUUUUUUUUGAGGGGGGAAGAGGGGUUUAUUUCUCUGUGUUAGUUUGUGUGUGUGUGACAGAGAAAGAGUUUGUUGCAAUGUCUCAUUCGGCCAGCGAGGACCCGGAACGGACAAUGCAGCUCAGACACCUCAACAAGGCGGUGUGCAGGAGUUUAUUUGGUAAAUUGGACCAUGAGGAGCUCAGGAAGGAUAUGAAAACUCAACUGAAAGAGAUCAAGAACUCCCACUGCCAGAGGUGGAACUUCGACUUCGAGAACCACAGUCCCCUGGCUGGCAAUUACGUCUGGGAAGCUUUCGACUCCCGGGAUCUUCCCAGUUUCUACUGGGACUCCCCUGUCUCUAUCCCCAACGCCGAAGCAGCAGGCGAUACAGAGACUCCCCAGGAGCUGGAGAGCAGUGGCCAGGCGAAGGAAAACGACAAGAGCCCCAAUAAAAUCGGGGUGAAAGCCAGCACUAGGAGCAGAAAGCGGGAGAGCACAGCCCCCAUCACAGAUUUCUUCCCAAGACGCAAGAGGAUGGCCAGUUCCAAGCCUCUGACUCCUAGAGAGACGACUCCACGGAAAAGGUUCCGGUAAAAAUUACCCAGGACCGUGAGUGAGAAAGAGAUACUGUUUGCUUUGGGUAAAGUUAAUCAGAUCCUGAAUGUGAUAAAAGCCUGAAUGGGAGAUUCCCAAGAGCGCAAGACCACUUCCAAACAUCUGCAUUGGGAUUCGAUGUAGAUUCUGUGUUCCUGAAACCUGAAGCACUGUCAGUUCGCCUGUGAUAUCCUUGUGUGAAGGACCUUCCAGGACACACUCUGCACACUCAAAACGAUACAACAAUUCACUGACACUUCUCACCACAAAGCACAAGAAACUAAAACCCAAGACAUUAUCCACAUCGAACACUCUGAGGACUAUUGAUAGCUAAAACUGUUGGCUUUAUUUGGCUGGGAGCGAGAAAAUCGGCUUGGCUGCCUCAACUUGAGUCAAGGGAAAGCUACAGCGACACACCUGGUGACAUGUACUUCAAGGUGAUUGAUGUGAAUGCUGCAACAAGGAAUCAGAUGUAGCAUUGAUGCAGCAUCACCCUAGCGAUGUACCUGAUUGAACUGCCACUGUACUUACUAACUGGUCAUGAUGUGGAGGUGUUGGUGUUGGACUGGGGUGGACAAAGUCAGAAGUCACAGCGACACCAGGUUAUAGUCCCA
Rhincodon typus (whale shark) is the source of this 1531-nucleotide messenger RNA. RefSeq names its product cyclin-dependent kinase inhibitor 1B-like. The transcript has 3 exons. The coding region runs from base 420 to 917 and encodes 165 amino acids. Lineage: Eukaryota; Metazoa; Chordata; Chondrichthyes; Orectolobiformes; Rhincodontidae. The record is from RefSeq and is a predicted model, not a curated record. Gene Ontology annotation, molecular function: cyclin-dependent protein serine/threonine kinase inhibitor activity. Gene Ontology annotation, cellular component: nucleus. Gene Ontology annotation, biological process: regulation of cell cycle.